AUGUAUGGGCAGAAGGAAGCCGUUGCGGUUGGUGGAGCCGAUGAAGUGCUCGAUGAUGAAAGGGAGCUCGACUUGGAGCUGGUGCUUGAGGUUGACAAAGUUGUGGAUGACGAGGACGUGCCAGAGGACGUGCCAGAGGAAGUGCCGGUAGAAGUGCCAGAAGAAGUACCUGUGGAUAUCCCGGACGACGUGCCGGAAGAAGUGCCUAAGAAGGUAUUAGAAGACGCUCCAGAAGAAGUGCUUGAAGAUGUGCCUGAAGAUGUGCCUGUAGACGUGCCUGAAAGCGUGCCUGUAGACGUGCCUGUAGACGUGCCUGUAGACGUGCCUGUAGACGUGCCUGACGUGCCUGUAGUCGUGCCUGUAGUCGUGCCUGUAGACGUGCCUGUAGUCGUGCCUGUAGUCGUGCCUGUAGACGUGCCCGAAGAGGUGCCUGUAGACGUGCCCGACGUGCCUGUAGACGUGCCUGUCGUGCCUGUAGACGUGCCUGAAGACGUGCCAGUGCUUGACGGCGUACUAGAGGACGUGCCCGUGCUUGAUGUCGUGCCGGAGGACGUGCCAGUGCUUGAUGUCGUGCCGGAGGACGUGCCAGUGCUGGAGGACGUGCCAGAGGGCGUGCCAGAGGACGUGCCAGUGCUUGAUGGCGUGCUAGUACUUGACGGCGUGCUAGAGGUACCAGAGGAUGUGCUAGAGGACGUGCUAGAGGACGUGCUAGAGGACGUGCUAGAGGACGUGCUAGAGGACGUGCUAGAGGACGUGCCAGUGCUUGACGGCGUGCUAGUACUUGACGGCGUGCUAGAGGUGCCAGAGGAUGUGCUAGAGGACGUGCUAGAGGACGUACCAGUGCUUGACGACGUCCCGGAGGACGUGCCAGACGACGUACCAGUCGUCGAGGUGCCCGUCGUCAAUGAGCUACUAGACGAAGUGCUGAACGUAGAACUCGUAGCCAGGCUGGAUGUUGUGCUCGAACCUGUGCUGGAUGUUAGUAGGCUGCUGGUGGAAGAACUGUAA
This is a messenger RNA of Lecanosticta acicola, 1008 nucleotides long. NCBI's taxonomy places the organism in Eukaryota, Fungi, Ascomycota, Dothideomycetes, Mycosphaerellales, Mycosphaerellaceae. The record is from the annotation of a GenBank genome assembly.